Molecule: messenger RNA, 1129 nt
Organism: Pistacia vera
Lineage: Eukaryota; Viridiplantae; Streptophyta; Magnoliopsida; Sapindales; Anacardiaceae
Exons: 2
Coding region: 128-844 (238 amino acids)
Source: RefSeq, a predicted model, not a curated record
AAACAUAUCCAUCUCCUCACUUUACACCCACCAUCAUUUUGUAAUUUUGUCACCUCUAGUUGAUUUUAAAAGCACUUCUGGGAGAAAAGUGCUUCCUGUGGUUACAGCACAUUAAACUUCAGAAAUAAUGGGAAACAGUUUGGGGGGGAAGAAGACAACAAAGGUGAUGAAAAUAAGCGGCGAAACGUUCAAGUUGAAGACGCCUGUAAAAGCCGAAGAGGUGGUGAAGAAAUAUCCUGGAUUCGUGUUGUUGGAAUCGGAAGCUGUGAAGCACUUCGGAAUUCGGGCGAAGCCGUUGCAGCCGCAGCAGGAUUUGGAGCCGAAACGGCUUUAUUUUUUGGUGGAGCUACCGAAUGCUCCAGCGGAGAAAGUUCCGAGGAGGGUCCGGUCGGGGAUUCAAAUGAGCGCGAAAGACAGGCUCGAGAGCUUGAUGUUGUCGAGGAGAUCGGUGUCGGAUCUCACCAUCAUGAAGAAAGUGAGCGGUUUGGGCGAGGAGAGUUCGGAGAAAAAUGGUGGAAGUAAUAAUGGAAUGAGGGUGAAAAUGAAACUUCCUAAAGCUGAAGUGGAGAAAUUGAUGAAAGAAAGCAGGAAUGAGAGCGAGGUGGCGGAGAAAAUUAUGGAACUUUGCAUGGCGAAUAAUGGUACAAGGAAUAGUGAUGGUGAUGAUGAUUCGGGUAAAAUUGCCGGGAAGAAGAAUGAGAAUGAUGGGGUGUUGCAGGGACAAAUGCUUUGGAAGAACAGCCAUGGACAUGGACGAGUUCGAGAAGGAUUCAAGGCACGUGAGAAACGUGUGAGCUUCAUGCCAGUCAAUGAAGGGGGAAACCAAAUAGCAGUUGCUUCUUGACAAGCUGAAAUUAAAAUAAAAAAUUCUAAAUAAAUUAAAAGAAAUAUAGCAGAAAAAUUAUGUUUGUGGGUUCUUCUCUAAUCUCAAUUUCAGCCUGCAGAAAAAUUUAAUGUUGUGUCUUCUUAUUUUCAUAAUUAAUGUACAUAGAACAAGUUAAAUGAAGCUCUAUAGCUAGCUUAAUUUGUAAUGUAAUGUUUGAGGAAAUUUUGUAAGAGCUGAGACUUGGAGAUGUAACCUACCUCAAGAUUUUGUUAUGAUAUUAUAUAUUUUUAUUUUACUUUGCUA